Acanthopagrus latus (yellowfin seabream) is the source of this 1014-nucleotide messenger RNA. It is a transcript of the gene ppib, whose product is annotated as peptidylprolyl isomerase B (cyclophilin B). The record is from RefSeq and is a predicted model, not a curated record. Gene Ontology annotation, cellular component: intracellular membrane-bounded organelle. Bases 131 to 781 code for a protein of 216 amino acids. Gene Ontology annotation, molecular function: peptidyl-prolyl cis-trans isomerase activity. Lineage: Eukaryota; Metazoa; Chordata; Actinopteri; Spariformes; Sparidae. The transcript has 5 exons. Gene Ontology annotation, biological process: protein peptidyl-prolyl isomerization; protein folding.
GGCAGCGCAGCCUGGAGCGUGGAGCGGCCGCCGCUGCAGUCCCCACCCCGGAUACCACACUACUGGCCCCGGCUUAUAAAAAGCAAGCACGUCUAACAGGCCGUCCCCGGGCUGCCCUUUUUUCUUGUUGAUGGUCAGACUCUGCGAGAGAAGGAUGAAGUUCCUUGUAGCGGUUACAGUCAUUGUGGGAUCACUGAUUUUUCUCGCUUUCCCAAAUGGCUCAUCUGCUGACGAGAAGAAGAAAGGCCCCAAAGUGACUUCGAAGGUGUUCUUCGACAUGAAGAUUGGAGAUGAAGAUGUUGGAAGAAUCGUCAUUGGGGUCUUUGGCAAAACAGUUCCUAAGACAGCCAAUAACUUUUUGGCUCUGGCAACAGGAGAGAAAGGAUUUGGUUACAAGGGCAGCAAAUUCCACAGAGUCAUCAAGGACUUCAUGAUCCAGGGGGGAGACUUCACCAGAGGGGAUGGCACCGGAGGCAAGAGCAUCUAUGGAGACCGUUUCCCCGAUGAGAACUUCAAGCUGAAGCACUACGGCUCUGGCUGGCUCAGCAUGGCCAAUGCUGGCAAAGACACCAACGGCUCUCAGUUCUUCAUCACCACUAUUGCGACUCCAUGGCUGGACGGCAAACACGUCGUCUUCGGAAAAAUUCUGGAAGGGAUGGAAGUGGUGAGGACAAUCGAGUCCACAAAAACAGAUGGCCGUGAUAAGCCUCUUAAAGACGUCACCAUCCACGAUUGUGGAACAAUCGAGGUGGAGAAGCCAUUCGCAGUGGCCAAGGAGUAGAGCGCUGCUGGAGGGUGGAGAGCGGGGAUAACAGGACUGGGGUUUGAUUGUGUUGGGUGGGUAAGGGGUGGUGGGGGAGGGAUCAGGGAUCAUGCAGGCCACCUUGUUUUUAUCACUACCAGCCCAUUGGUCCUGGAGACGGGGCUUUGGGGUCAUUCAGUGUCUGUGGCUGCCUUCUUAAAGCACCAGAAGAGCAAAAUCAAGCAAUCAUGGCAACACUCGGGGUCCAUCUA